GUAUGAAUGUUUGGACGUCAGGCUUGGAGAUCAAUAUGCUGCCAGUUAUACAGAGCUCUCAGCUGGGUCAUGUCCUGGUCAUCGGAUCCUGGCUCCUAGCGCCUUCCAACCGAAAGACCGCCGCUCGUCACACGAGUGAUCAUAUGGAAGAACAAACAAUAACCGUGGAAACCCAUUUAAUACCGAGGUAGAUAAGCAGGAACUUGAGCUUACCAUCGCAUAGAGCCAUGCCAGACCAGAUACAUAUCCUCUUCAUAGGGGCUACAGGAUACAUUGGAGGUACUUUCCUUCACCGCAUCUUGGAGCACCUCGCUGCCUCAACAUUAAAGAUCACUACUCUCGUCCGAUGUCGUGAGAAGGCUCAGAAACUCCGGAUGUUGAACCUUGGGAUAAAUAUUCUGGAAGGCUCUUCGGAGGACAUUGCAUUACUAGAAGAGCUAGCUGAGAAGGCUGAUAUCUACAUCAAUGCGUACUCAAGUGACGAUUUCUCCGGGACAGAAGCAAUUUUACGAGGCUUGAAAACGCGACAUAAAAAUACGGGCAGGAAACCAGCUAUCAUUCACCUUUCAGGCGCUGCGGUUAUCGUAGAUGAUGCCUGGGGGAAAUCUUCUUGCACGGUUUAUGAUGACGUUGACUGCGAGCAAAUGGCGGCAAUCCCCAUCACUCAACUGCAUCGAAAUGUUGACUCCGAGCUGGUUAAUGCAGACGAGGAAGGAUAUAUCCGAUCCUACAUUAUAAUACCAGGAGCAAUAUUUGGUACCUCAUCCGGCGUGCUAUCCCGUGCCGAGAUUCGAAGAAGCAACUUCCCGAUCAUGAAUAUACUUACACCCCCCGCAAGGGACCAUGGUACCGGCGUUAUCGUAGGAGAAGGUUACAACAGAUGGCCGGUCGUCGAUAUCAAUGAGCUAGGAGAUCUGCUUAUACUCGUCUUCAGUAAUGUUGUCUCCACACCGGUUCUUCCACAUGGAAAAAAUGGUUAUCUUUUUGCCGAGAACGGUGAGAUUGCAUUACGGGAUCUCGCAAAAGCCAUGACGAAGGGAAUAAAACGUGGUAAUGAUGGUACGGGGGACGAAGACGAAAUAAUAUCCCUGACUGAUGACGAACUAAAUCGGUACUUAUCCCUGUAUGAAAUUCGACGCGCCAUCAGUGGCAAUGCCAGAUGCCGUGGAACGAGAGCCAGACAGCUCGGCUGGGUUCCAGUUCGUGGAGCGAAAGAUUUUUUAGAGGAUAUGGAGCGUAUUGCCGCAGCCAUCGGCCAAUAGGUCUUGUCAAUAUAUCACAUAUAUACGCUGUCCGGUCUCCGUAUACUCAUCUUCACGGUAAUUGGAUAUCUGGACCUCCGGAAGACGCGACAUACUAAUGUUCGUCGACGACGGUCUGAUCAAACGAAACUGAGAUAGAUAUAAGUUGCUGUAUUGCAUUGUCAGACGCUCCUCUGGCUCUGCGAUAGUUGCAGCCUUCAAGUUGCGACCACCGAGAUUAUCAUUCUUAGCUUGACUCCCAAGUUUAGCAGUGGUGCCUGUGCAGUGUGCAUGUCAAGUGCGGUAUUGAAAAUCUUUGAAC
Desarmillaria tabescens is the source of this 1563-nucleotide messenger RNA. RefSeq lists its product as uncharacterized. Bases 228 to 1262 code for a protein of 344 amino acids. The record is from RefSeq and is a predicted model, not a curated record. The transcript has 7 exons. NCBI's taxonomy places the organism in Eukaryota, Fungi, Basidiomycota, Agaricomycetes, Agaricales, Physalacriaceae.